Scomber scombrus (Atlantic mackerel) is the source of this 877-nucleotide messenger RNA. RefSeq names its product gem (nuclear organelle) associated protein 6 (gene gemin6). The record is from RefSeq and is a predicted model, not a curated record. The transcript is spliced from 2 exons. NCBI's taxonomy places the organism in Eukaryota, Metazoa, Chordata, Actinopteri, Scombriformes, Scombridae. Gene Ontology annotation, biological process: spliceosomal snRNP assembly; spliceosomal complex assembly. The coding region runs from base 94 to 663 and encodes 189 amino acids. Gene Ontology annotation, cellular component: nucleus; SMN complex.
UAGAGGCGCGUACAGCAGCUGCAGGACGCGCAGCUCUGAGUUUAUUGAUUUAUUAAUUAAUCGAUUAAUUGAUUGUUGAUUGGAAGGACCGUGAUGCAGUGCGGCUGGCCUCUCUUAGGUCCGCUGCAGUGGAUCCGUUACGUCACCAAACAGGUGAAAGUGAAGGCGGGAAAAGAUGAAGAGCUCCGAGGAUGGCUGCUGACGGUUGACCCGGUAACAGCCAGUCUGGUUCUGGUGGACUUCGGAGAUGUGGGCGGUUCCUCGGUCCGGGUGGUGAUGGGUCACGCGGUGCAGCAGGUGGAGGUUCUACAGGAUGCCGAUGAAGAGAUGGCGCUGCGGCUGCAGGCGGUCUUCACCCCCCCUCAGACCCGAAGCCUGGACCUGGACCCGGAGCAGCUCUGGCGGCGGCGGGACCGGGUCCGGGUCUGGCUGGAGAAGAACCGGGUCCCGGUGCAGGAGGACGGAGACCAGCUGACUGUAGCCGGAGCGCUGAUCCUCUCCGCUCCGUACGGACCGGACGACUGCUGCAGCGCCAACCAGAUCAUCCUGGACCGGGUCCAGAGGCUGCUGCGGACCGAUCCGCAUCACCUGGACCCACCUGAGGACCAGGACCGGGACCAGGACCGGGACCAGGACCCAGACCGGGACCAGGACCAGGACUGAUAAACCCUCCUGCUUGGAGGACCAAUCAGAGCGCAGCAGCAGCUGAUCUGGAACCUGUUACAUUCACUGACAGUUGAAGCUCCGCCCCUGUCCUGCUGAUGUCAUCAGUGUGAUGUCAUCAGUGUGAUGUCUUCAGUGUGAUGUCAUAACUGAUAACAAAUCAAUAUAUUGAUCCUUUAAUAUGAAUUUGUUUGUUUUCUUUGAAUAAAACAUU